Molecule: messenger RNA, 1275 nt
Organism: Fonsecaea monophora
Lineage: Eukaryota; Fungi; Ascomycota; Eurotiomycetes; Chaetothyriales; Herpotrichiellaceae
Exons: 1
Coding region: 1-1275 (424 amino acids)
Molecular function (GO): agmatinase activity; metal ion binding
Source: RefSeq, a predicted model, not a curated record
AUGGCGAGAAAAGUGGCUUCGACUCUAACACACUCGGUGCUGUUCGUCUCCCUUCUAGCAUUUACUCACGUCCACGCGCACACCCAUUCCCAUGAUGAUACUCCCGACGCCGCCUCGGAGACACCUCUCUCCUUCUCAGUCGGGCCCAACUACCCCUAUCCCCUCGAGGACCUGGACAAAGACCUCCCUUUCUCUCAGCCCGUCACCUUUGCCCACUUGCCGUGGGAGCGGUGUUUUUCCUCCCGCCACGCAGCUGAAUUGGACAUUGCCAUUGUAGGAUUCCCCUACGACACGUCGACCUCGUACCGGCCCGGCGCACGCUUUGGGCCCCGAGGUAUUCGAGCCGCAAGCUCCAGGGAGAAGAAGGGGAGAAGCUACAACACAGUCUGGGGCAUUGACCCCUUGACGGAAGGAGGGCUGAACAUCGUCGACUGCGGAGACAUCCCAGUGACUCCAUUUGACGCCCAGCAUGCGUUCCGCCAGAUGGAGCAGGGCUACCGGCAGAUCUUGUUCCACAACACCUCGAGCACAGCCACAACGGACGCUUCGUCAAAUCCAACCGAGGGCAAGAGAACAUGGCAACAUCCCCGAAUCCUUUCUCUGGGGGGCGACCACUCGAUCGUCCUUCCGAUCCUUCGCUCCCUCAAGGAGAUCUACGGGCCCAUCUCCGUCAUCCACCUCGACUCCCACCUAGACACCUGGGAUCCCUACGCGGGAUACACGGGGAUUGUCUCGGAACAGAGCGCCAUCACCCACGGGACUUUCUUCUGGCACGCCGCCCGGGAAGGGUGCAUCGCCAAGGGGAGCAGCGUGCACGGGGGGCUGCGGACAAAACUCUUCUCGCCCAAGGACUACGUCACGGAUCGGGAGGUGGUGGGCUUCGAGCUGAUCGAGGCGCACGAGAUCGACGAAGACCCCAAGGGCAUGCAGGGCAUCACUGACCGGGUGCGCAGCAUCGUUGGGACCGACAACCCCGUCUACCUCAGCAUCGACAUUGACGUCCUGGACCCCAGCAUUGCCCCAGCCACGGGCACGCCCGAGUCAGGAGGCUGGACGACGCGCGAGGUCAAGAGAUUCAUCAAGGGCCUGGAAGGGGUGCGGCUGGUCGGCGCCGACGUCGUUGAGGUGAGCCCCCCAUACGACACGGUUGCGGAGGUGACGAGCGUGGCGGCCAGCGAUCUCCUGGUCGACAUUCUAGCGUUGAUGGUCAAGGAUUCCCCAGGCAAGCCGGACAAAGCGCAGACAGGAGGACAAGAGGUAAAGGACGAGUUGUGA